CAUAUUCUAUGUCGUAAUAAAUCAUUAUAUAUAUAGUAUAUACUAUUAAAAGCGAUUAUUAAGCACAAAAUCUUAUCUAUUUAAAUUAUGAUAUAUAAAGAUUCUGUCAUUUAUAUUAGUAUUAUUUAUACUUUAAAUCUUAUUAAAUUAGAUAACUUGUUAAGUUUAAUUAUUAAAUUCGAUAUUGAGUGAAAAUCAUAUUAUUUUAUAACGAAAAUAAUAAUAAAAAAAAUGUCAGAAAUAACUCUUGAACCACUUGUUGGACCAUAUGAUCUUGGUGAAGGUCCUCAUUGGGAUUCUAUUUCUCAAAAACUUUAUUUUGUUGAUAUAUAUGUCCAAAAAGUAUUCAGAUUCGAUCCUGCAUCUGGUAUUGUUACCUCUGUGUUUAUUGAAAAUGGACCAGUUGGAUUUGUUGUUCCUCUUGAAGGAUGCACUGAUAAAUUUGUUGCUGGAUGUGGUAUAGAUUUUGUACUUUUUUCUUGGAAUAGUGAGAAAAGCCUUGAAAAUUGUACAGCUCAAAUAUUAGUUAGUGCAGAUAGUGAUAGAAUAGAGACAAGAUUGAAUGAUGGAAAAGUAGAUUCUUCUGGAAGAUUAUGGGCUGGAACCAUGGGUCAUGAAAAAAAUGGAAUUUUUCCACCUAAUGUAGGAUCUCUUUAUUCAAUUGGUAAUGAUUUUAUGUUGAAAAAACAAGUAUCUCCUGUAUCUAUAAGUAAUGGAUUAGCCUGGAAUUCUAAUAAUGAUAUAUUUUAUUAUAUUGAUUCACUCAGCUAUCAGAUUGUGGCAUAUAAUUACAAUUCUCAAACAGGAAUCAUAUCAAAUAAGAAGAUUGUGUUUGAUUUCCUAAAAAAUAAUAUUUCUGGAUUACCAGAUGGUAUGACUAUAGAUACAAAUGGAAAUCUUUGGGUUGCUGUAUAUGGUGGAGGUGGUAUUCUCAACAUAAAUCCGAAAACAGGUGAAUUGUUGCGUUUUGUUAAGAUUAAUAAUGCUAAGAACAUAACUAGUGUUGCUUUUGGUGGUCCUAAUCUUGAUAUUUUGUAUGUAACAUCAGCGCGUAUUGGAUUAAAUGAGAAUCAAUUAAAAGAGCAAUUACAUGCUGGUUAUUUAUUUGCCAUUAAAGGUUUAGGUGUUUGUGGUUUUCCUGCCAAUUCAUUUAAACUACCAAAAAUAAAUUAAAAUAGAUAUACAUAUAAAUAUUUAAAAUAUAUACAAAUAUAUAUAAAACAUAUUUUUUUAAUAUUAAAUUACUAAAUAACAAAAUUUAUAGAUUGUAUAUAAAAAUUCUCUGUAGCAAUUUUUGAAAUAAACAUUUUAAACUAAAAAAAA
This is a messenger RNA of Apis dorsata (giant honeybee), 1323 nucleotides long. RefSeq names its product regucalcin-like. The transcript has 6 exons. NCBI's taxonomy places the organism in Eukaryota, Metazoa, Arthropoda, Insecta, Hymenoptera, Apidae. Gene Ontology annotation, biological process: L-ascorbic acid biosynthetic process. Gene Ontology annotation, molecular function: gluconolactonase activity; calcium ion binding. The record is from RefSeq and is a predicted model, not a curated record. The coding region runs from base 232 to 1173 and encodes 313 amino acids.